AUGCAGUUCGCUCCUCCGCCUGCUUCACAGACGCCAUUGGUCGCCAACGCGUUCGGAUAUCUAGUUCCAGGCAGACCGCCACAGUACAGCGACAGCUUUCAACAAAUCGAACCUGCGAAAUGGAGCAUCGACAUCGACAACAGCCAGCAGAUCAGGGACGUGGUGGUCUUCUUGACUCAACCUCUGACGGUCGCGGGGAUGGGGUUGAGCUGCUACAUCACGGGGCCUCCUUUCGAGAAAUGGCAUUUCAUUGGCGCUCUUACCAACGAGUGUCCAAGUGGAGUGUUUCGCGUGAGAUGGCCGCCAGACGAGGGAGCUCCGACAGCAGCAAGACUAGGGGUCUCCAUCGAGAGCUUGGAUUUGAUAGCACAACAGCAGGCGUCUCUUCCUGGAACUGAACUUGUAGAUUUUGGCAAAUCGGUGGCGAAGGAUCUUUGGAACUAUCUUACGAGCUUUGAGAUCAUGCACCAGCAAGGGCAAUUUCUCCUGCAGUACUUCGAUGCCUGGAUGAAGCGCUUCGAGGAGAAGUGCAAACGAGAUCCUUUCUGGUGGCUCAACCGCGUUGACUGA
Guillardia theta CCMP2712 is the source of this 570-nucleotide messenger RNA. RefSeq lists its product as hypothetical. Gene Ontology annotation, biological process: protein import into nucleus. Gene Ontology annotation, cellular component: nucleus; cytosol. The record is from RefSeq and is a predicted model, not a curated record. Bases 1 to 570 code for a protein of 189 amino acids. Lineage: Eukaryota; Cryptophyceae; Pyrenomonadales; Geminigeraceae. The transcript is spliced from 5 exons. Gene Ontology annotation, molecular function: nuclear import signal receptor activity.